CCAAAUGUCUUUUCGCAGAAUGGGUGGGGGAAGUGUCUAGAAAUUAUCAGACAUACGUAUGUACCCUUUCCUCAAUCGUAAAUAAUUCGCAAUAAUAAUCAAAUUACAAAAACAUUCGAAUCGGCGGCGAGACGGCGAAUCAAUUUUAAUUCGCUUCGGAGAAACUCUACAAAAAGAAAUUAAGGAUAAUUGUCGAUAACUAAAUGCUUGACUUUGAAGAAAGCAUCAAUCAAAAUACGCCCACCGAAAGACGAUGUCAGCAGACAACGAUGUCGGAGGUUUGAGUUACGAAAAAUUUCUCGAAUGCAUUAAACAAAUCGUCCAAGUAUCAAAUGACAUACACGACGGGUGGCAACUUCACUCAAAAGAGGGUUUAGAUAACGGUGGGUAUAUUACGAAAAAAACCAGUCAAGAAUUGGAAAAAUCGUCAGAGGGAGCGAAAUUGAUCGCACUUUUUGAAUAUCACGUAGCUUACAACAUUAAUUAUGGUGUCCCAAUUUUAUGUUUCUUAGCAUGGAAACAAGAUGGUAGUUUGCUUCAAAUAGAAGAAUAUUGCGAAUACAACAAGAAGUUUUCACAUUACGACAUUCUAAGCACAUUAACUCAAUUGGAUCAUCCAGUUUUAUGCAGACCAUUCCUUACAUUACAUCCUUGCAGAACUAGAGAUAUUUUAGAUACGUUUCAGAAUAAGAGCAAAAACCCGGUAAUAUCAUGGUUGAGUGUGAUCAGCCCGUUUCUUGAUCUCAAGUUAGAUGAAGAAUAUAUUAAACUUUGUUGAACAAUUAUUACGAUAAAAAUGUUGGAAUUGCAUUAUUUCUAUUUUUUAAACCGUCUAUUAUUCAGUUGAUGGGCACCGGUAUUGUAUGAAAAUUACAAUGCAUGUACUUAGGCACGUGUUUAUUGAGGAAUAAAAUAAAAGGUCAAAAUGU
This is a messenger RNA of Tribolium madens (black flour beetle), 929 nucleotides long. Its product is annotated as ubiquitin-like-conjugating enzyme ATG10. Gene Ontology annotation, biological process: protein modification by small protein conjugation; macroautophagy; protein lipidation. Bases 254 to 778 code for a protein of 174 amino acids. Gene Ontology annotation, cellular component: intracellular anatomical structure. The transcript is spliced from 6 exons. Lineage: Eukaryota; Metazoa; Arthropoda; Insecta; Coleoptera; Tenebrionidae. The record is from RefSeq and is a predicted model, not a curated record. Gene Ontology annotation, molecular function: Atg12 transferase activity.